UAAAAGAAGAGUACUGAACUGUUCAAAUCGUAAUUCUAUAGUUUGUUGGUAUAAUUGUAUAUAUAUGUGCAUGUGCUAUAUUAAUGGAAAAGUCUCCAAUAUUCAGCGUUUUGUGACACUUGAUUGAUAAUGUAAUAUUUUUAUGUAUAUUAUUAACAGAGAGCCAGAUUUGACUACACUCCCAGUAAAUGUGACACCCACGGGCACUGUAAACAAAGCAAAUAAAUUGGGGGUGGGGUUGAAAUUAAAAAAAUUUUUUUUUUGCUAAAUCGUCAUCUUCGAUAUCGAAAACUUAUGAAACUGAACAAAUAAAGAAGUUAUAGGAGGGUGAAUUCCGAAGAAGUACCCACCCAGGACCUGUGUAAGAUUAGUAGCAGCAGAAGUUUAAACCGUUUCUACUACGAAGCAAAACAGUAGCCGAUUCGGUUCCUCCUAAAUGUAGCGUAUUAACUGUUUAUACAUAUACGGUGGAUUAAUUUAAGACUUUAGCUCUUAUUUCUAGCAGGUAAAUGCUUCUUAAGCAUCAUUACGCUUUGUGCAAAUUUAUAAUUCAUAGCUAUUUAAUGCUAUUGCACCUGCAAUCCACCUAUGUCACUGCUGGUGAUAUCAUCAAUUUUAAAAUUUAUCCACAGAUGAUAUGAACAGUAGUAACAUCUGAUUUCAAAUCUCAGUGUUUGAAUGUUUCAUUUAUAUAUAUAUACACACAUUAUUAGUUGCUCCUAUUUUCGCUGUUUCGUCUGAUAGCACGCUCGAUAUAUUGUCUACAGUUAAUUGAGAAAUUCGAAAGGGUGUUAAUUUGUACUUCAUAAUCUCAAUUAUUAAUUUUUAAUGUAACAUUAGCCACCAUACAGUUACAUCGGGCAGCACUAUACGGAAUAUAAAACGCAAUAAAACAAAAGACACCUGUAUAAGCGCGUUAAGUUAAGAAAUUAAGACACGCACUGACAUGAAAGUGAUUAACCGGUAUUUAACGACACUGAAACUUAUUUGUAGCAAACAUUCCAUGGACGCAUGGUCUUUCAGUAUGAAGUCUUUUCAAGGGAAUUACAAGCUGAUUAUCUGCAUUUACCUCCUGGAUGAAUACAAUCCCUGACAGUGAUCCCAGCUAGUAGUGAACAAAUAUUGUCAUCUUUCAUUGUAUUGAUACCAAAAGCACUUUCUUUUAUGAAAUGGCAGCAUUCAGACUAUCAACUCAAAAACUUCUACUGAAUCAGAAGUCAAGAAUUUUUUACCACUGCACAACAUUAUCACCAAGGAACAAGCUGUUGGAUGGUUCCAGUCCACAGCAUACUGAUGAUGUCAGAAAAUUUUGGUAUUGUGGACUUAAGCCUGUUCGGUUCCUUUCAGAGUCUGCUCUCUAUGUGAAUCGCUCUGUUGAAAGUCGUACUCCUGCUGUAAAUGUUGCUUUGAAUUUGGCUGAAAAAUUGCAAAACCUAGAUGAACUGAAAUCCAAUGUAGCAGUGCGGAAUAUUGAGAAAAUGGAUAUUGAAGAAUUGGUGGAGGAUUACAAGUGGUUGAUGAAAUUAAAGUUGAACAAAAAGAAACUAGAAGAAGAAAGAAAAAAUAUUGCAAGCAUGAUGGCUGCUUUGAGCAAAGUAAAAGAAACAGAAGAUGUCAAACGAUCAAAAGAGCUGCUGAAGUCUCGUGGGAAAUCUCUGAGACAGCUUUUAAAGACUUUAAAUGCUGAUUUCAAUAUUCUGGAAGAAACCGUAAUUAUGCGAAGUUUGAAGUUACCAAAUGUGCUACACAGAGACACACCAUCAGAUGAAGUGAAGAUCUUACAAGAAACUGUCCUAGAAAAAGAUUUGGCUGACUUUGCACAAGUUAACCAUGUGGUUGCUGGAGAACAAUACAACUGGAUUAAAUUCAGUAAUAUUGGACCUGGUGCCUAUUUCCUACUUGGACCACUGGCUUGGUCAGAGCGGCAUUUUAUCAAUCAUUUUUCUGAGAAUCUAAUCCAAAAUGGGUUCCAGAUGAUGGUCUGCCCUGAAAUAUUUAAAGCUGUUGUUGUGGAGGGAUGUGGAGUUGACAUCACCGAUACUGGAAAGAUCUACACUUUGGAAAAUAAUGAAGAAACAAUGAAAAUUGAACAUAUUUGUCAUUUCAUUGGUGUUUCACCCAUGUCAUUUGCAGCUUUUUGGACCAGGAUGACAGUGGAUUGUGAAGCCACUCCCCAAACCUAUUUCACCAUUGGUAAAUGUUAUCAUCCUGUUGUAUCCAGUUGUGCCAACAUGGGUUUAUAUAAUACAUCACAAACAACCAAGUGUGAGGUUUGCUCUGUAUGCCAUGAUGACACUAUGGCUGAUAAUCAAUUCCAGCAAUUCCUUACCAUGAUUUGGAACUUUUAUUCUGAUCUAAACCUUCCUGUCAGGUUGUUGCUGCUCCCUGCUUCACAGUUACAUGUUUCUGAAAGUAAGAAGGCUAUUAUAGAGAUGUGGGCCCCAUCACAACAACAAUAUCUAACGGUGGCCUCAGUCUACCUGACUGGGACAUAUAUAGGUGAGAGGUUAAUGAUAUCAAGCUCUUCUACACAGGACAAAGUUGCACACAUGGUACAUGCAGAUCUUCUUGACGUCUCCAGAAUGCUGGCAUUUUUGAUAGAACAUGGAAAGAUUGGUGAGAAUGAGCUUCUUCAACUUCCUCGCCUCAAACUCGAUGCCAUCCCAGAGCUGAUUCCUUGAAGACAAAAUGAUUGCAGAUAUAUGGUAGGAAAAAUGGGACAGAUAUCACAGAAUGACCAAUCCAUGUAGCUGCUGUCAACCAAAGAUAACUGCUUCAAGUUUUGUCUCACCAUUCAACCAUGGAAACCGAAAACAUAAAUUAUACAUUAAGAUGUUCGUAAGUUUUCAAGUCGUGUAUUGCUUUCUCACAAUGCUGUUGGAAACUAGAGAUUUUCAUGAAAUACAGUUUAACCAGUAGUAAUAAAACUACUGCAUGAAUUUGGAUGAAAUUUGCUGAUACAAUAUAAUUCAGUGAUAUUUAAUGGCUUCAUUCAGAAAUUGAUGCAUAAGAACUGAUAUCCUGCAAGUAUAAUUGAAAUCAUACAUGUAAUCAAAUCUCAUUACAUAAAUAAAUGAAGUUUGUACGAAAUGUACAUACUGCUAUAACCUAA
Molecule: messenger RNA, 3112 nt
Organism: Octopus bimaculoides (California two-spot octopus)
Lineage: Eukaryota; Metazoa; Mollusca; Cephalopoda; Octopoda; Octopodidae
Product: serine--tRNA synthetase-like protein Slimp
Biological process (GO): seryl-tRNA aminoacylation
Molecular function (GO): ATP binding; serine-tRNA ligase activity
Source: RefSeq, a predicted model, not a curated record